AUGGUGCUUUGGGCAGGACGGGCAUCUCUGGAAACUUUUUGGACUUCGCGUAGAACUGAGCCAUCCGUCCGAUCGCUACUCGCCCUUCGCGAAGUUGCACCGGUCUCUCCGUCACGAAGGGGGAGGCCGAACAUCGUGUGGAUCCUUACGGACGAUCAAGAUCAGGUUCUGGGCGGUUCCUUCCCUCCGACCAGCCCGCAUGGCGCCACGCCCAUGCCGAAGACCCAGCGGCUCCUGAGUGCGGCCGGCAUCCACGCAGAGAACUGGCACAUCCACGUGCCCAUCUGCAGCCCCUCUCGGUCAACUUUGCUGAGUGGCCGCUACUUCCACAACAUCAAACAAGUGGGCGGUUCGGGUGGUGGGAUGCAUGUGAACUACAGCAAAGUGAAUGAUGACACCUUUGUGAGGCGUCUUCAUGAUGCGGGCUACAUGACUGGAAUGUUCGGAAAGUAUUUGAACGUGAUGCCUGAGAAGGUGCCCCCUGGUUUUGAUGUCUGGUUUGCCAACGGCGGUGGCGACUACUUCGCCCCACAGUUCAUGACCAAAGGAGUGGAUGGUCUCCCGGAGGGCUGGGUAAAGUUCAGCAACGCUCCUUCCAACUACAGCACGUCUGUCAUCGGGAACAUAUCCCUUGCCUUCAUCGAGAAAGCCAUCCAUUCAGAAAGGCCCUUCAUGGCAUACAUCGCCCCCAAAGCGGCCCACGAACCCUUCAACCCCGCCCCCUGGUACCGCGACACCUGGGAUGCUUCCUGGCCCGAGCAUGAGCCACGGGCUGAGAAUUGGAAUUGCUCCGCUGGCAGCCGUCGUGACCACCAUGGCAACAUCGCCACGGAGCCGCUACUUAGUCCGGAAGCUGCCCGGGUCAUCACCGGCGUCUUCAAAAAUCGCUGGCGGACGCUGCUGUCGGUGGAUGACCUCAUCGCAGAUGUCAUUGGGAAGGUGGAAGAGCUAGGAGAGCUGGACAACACCUACUUCUUCUUCUCCAGUGACCAUGGUUUCCAGCUGGGUCAGUUCAACAUCCCCAUGGACAAGCGCCACGUCUAUGAAUGGGACACCAAGAUCCAUCUCCUUGCUCGUGGUCCUGGUAUUCGACCCAGCUCGAGCUUCUCGGCGCCGGGCACGCAGGUGGACAUUGCACCGACGCUGCUGGGCCUCGCCGGGUUGGCAGCGCCGGAGGACUAUGACGGCCACUCGAUCGCCCGAUUCCUCAUAUCGCCCGAACUGGAGGCUCAAGUGCCGCAGUCGACUCAGCGACACUUGCGUGCUCUGGCGGAGCCCGGGGAAGCGGCGCGGAGAUGGAGAAAGGAGUUGUUCAUUGAGUACUACUUCGUGGACUACAACACCAAAUGCGUGCUGAACUGCCCGAACACAUCGGCCUACCCCUUCGCCGACAGCUGGUGUGGCGAUCUGGCCAACAAUCGGGACUGCUGGUGUUCCAGAGAAGAGAAGGUGGAGACUGGUUGCUACUACACAGAGACCCCUGCCAACAACUUCAUCGCCCUUCGUGAUUUCACUGGAGGGAGGAAUGUGCUGUAUGCGGAGUUCCAGACCGGUCAACUCCAGGAAGUGCCUAUCGACUUCAGCAAUGUGGAUUUCGCAGAGCUCUAUGACAUUGCGAAAGACCCGUGGCAGAUGAGGAACUUGAUCAACCACUCCGAAGAGGUGGCGAAGCAGGAAUGGCACAGAUUGCGCUCCAUCGACCUGAUACCGAAGGUGGACGUGGCCCGGAACCAGCAGCUGGCACACCAGCAGAACAUCCGAUCCAUGCCGACAUUUCAGUUCUGGAUGCGCGGGAAGAAGCGACAUCAGUUCUCCGGCGCAGACGAGUACUCGCUGAGAGAGUGGACCCAGAAGCUGAUCCAGGAGGCCGACCGGGAUGACGUCAUCGUCACCAGGGAAGCGCUGGAGGAGUUCUACCUGAAGCACGACCCCGGCAAGGCGACCAAAGAGAGCCUGGACACCAUCCUCCAGAAAAACAGCAAGGACUUCCCCACCAUGGUCCGGCUGCUGAAGAAGAAGUACGGUGAGGCUCCUAAGACGACGCAGAAGCCGAAACCGACGAAGGAGGCCGACAGCGCCAACGCAGGAGGAGGGCAAGGCAAGGCUGGACCUAACCUCGAGGCGGCCUCAUUAGAGGAGCUCAAGCGCGAGCUCGAGAGGCGUGAAGAGGAUGCCGCAGAAAUGAAGGCAGAGGAGGAGGAAUGCUCGCAUCCCAACAUAAUCCCGCUGGUGAAUCUUGACAGUCCUAGGAGUGCCGAGCUACUUACCGAGCUGCAGCAGGAAGGGCCAUGUCUUGUGGGAGUUGUUCAGGGCCAUCUCGCCACUAUGCUCCGCGAUGAUGCCCGCCCGGUCUUGGUGUUGCAGGGCUCUCACCUGACCUCCAUGGAUGUCCUUCGAGAGGACGUCUCUCUGGAAGUGGUUCGGCGGACUGUGACGGAAGCAGCUGCCAGGAGCCUGCAAGAGGCUCGCACCACCGUUGGCGAGCUCAGCGCAGGUAACAUCAAAGAGAUCACGGCUCUGAAAGUCCCGCCGCGGGUCUUGCUCCACGUACUGUCGGCUAUUUUGGCCUUGAUGGGGCACAAAGAGCCUUCAUGGGAGUCUGUGCAAGAGUUUCUACGUGGCCCUGAACUGCCAAAUCUCAUCGCCCUCGAGCCCCACCAAGUUAGCUGGGAGAGCCAGCUCGCCGUGCAGCAGAUGGUGGAGGAACACCCCGACAGUUUCAAGCACGAGGAGAUCAAUCGAUGCUCCCUGGUGGGCGCCGGCUUCGCGGCCUUGGUCAGGGCCUUUCAAGCCUGCUGGGCAGGCGAUUCGGCGUAA
This is a messenger RNA of Symbiodinium sp. CCMP2592, 2817 nucleotides long. The record is from the annotation of a GenBank genome assembly. Lineage: Eukaryota; Dinophyceae; Suessiales; Symbiodiniaceae.